This is a messenger RNA of Pelagomonas calceolata, 747 nucleotides long. The record is from the annotation of a GenBank genome assembly. Lineage: Eukaryota; Pelagophyceae; Pelagomonadales; Pelagomonadaceae.
GUUUUCAUCUCCUGCCGAUCACAGCGCAAGCGUGCAUAUCUCCGGUCGUCGCAGGGCACGAGCCGAGUCGACGGCGUACGAGCUGCCCCGAACGCCCCCGAAGACGCUACGCAGAGGCAGCCCGGAGAGGCAGCCCCCACGACCAUGGCCUAUGGAGCCUUCGCAAGACCGCGGCGCGGCGACGUCGAGGCGCCGGCCGAGGAACGGCGGAGACGCUUCGAGCGCACUGGAAUAGCUGCCGCUGGUUUGUGCAUCUUUUUGCUGGUCGUCGCGAUGUUUGUAAAUGCUCAUAAUCGACGGACGGCGGCGUUCGUGGCGGAGACGCACAGCGACGUGGUGCUGCUGGCGUGCGCCGGCAGCCGACCACGGACCGCCGCGGAGUACGUCGACUGCGACAGCACGCGCGCGGCGCUCUUCGCGCGCGCGGCGUCCCACGAGCGGGCGGUCCUGCUGAGCGGGGAACCGCCGGCGACGGCGGCCCUGGACGCGUUGUCGGAGUUACCGGAGGCAUGGGACGUCGCGUUGUUCGACCCGGCCGCGUGCCCGAAGACCGGCGGCCCGGUGCGGCGGUGCCUCUGGCCCGACGGGUCGAACUGCGGCGAAGUCGCCUACGCGCGCUGGGCCCAGUGCGAGGACGUCUCCGGCGGAGCGAUCGCGGGGACGAUCGCGGUGCAUGGGUCUUCGGCAAUGAAGGUGCUCAGGGGGGACGCGGCAGACCUCGUCGCCUACGUACUAAUUUCAUAGCAC